Molecule: messenger RNA, 1098 nt
Organism: Fusarium keratoplasticum
Lineage: Eukaryota; Fungi; Ascomycota; Sordariomycetes; Hypocreales; Nectriaceae
Product: SHSP domain-containing protein
Exons: 1
Coding region: 1-1098 (365 amino acids)
Biological process (GO): response to heat; protein folding; response to hydrogen peroxide
Source: RefSeq, a predicted model, not a curated record
AUGAGCCCGAGCCAGCAACCUUACUCGAUGCCCUUCUGGGACUUUGUCCAGUCAUUCGAUCCCAAUCAGGGACCUGGUCGCGGAGUUGAUCACAACUCUGCCUCCCACUUCCCCUUCAUGGCCGGUUACCCCUUUGGAGGACCCGGAGGUCCUGGAGGUCCCGGUGGCCCUGGUCCUCAUGGAGGUCCUCAUGGAGGUCCUCACGGUUUCCCUGGUCCCCAUGGACCUGGUCCUCGCGGUCCUCCUCCUCCCCCUGAGGCCGAUGGCUUCGUAUGGGGUCCUUGGUAUCAGGGCGCUGGCCCCUGGGAUCGUCCCCGCGGUCAUCACGAGCACCAUCGUUCCGAGGGUGAGUCCUCGACUACAGACGUAGAGCGAGAUGCCAACACCAACAACGAGAAGAGCGAGACCCCCGACACCAUGGCUGCCGAUGCCCCUGAUCCCGAGGAGGUUGUCCCUGACGAGAACCAAUGCGGUCGACGUCCUGGCUUCGGUCGAGGCCGUGGACGUGGUGGUCCCCGAGGUGGUCGAUGCGGCCGUGGAGGACGAGGCGGUUUCCCUCACGGCCCUCGCGGUCCUCACCACGGACCUGGACCUCAUCCUCCUCCUCCUUAUCCCGGCCAGGGCGGCCCCUUUGACUUUUCUGGCCUCUUCCGCGGCUGGGCCGGUCACCCUUUCUUCCGCAACAUUCGCGAGCAGGCCCAGCGCUUCCAGGACAGCCAGAACCAGAACGACUCCAACUCUUUCAACCCUCCCGUCGACAUCUUCAACACGGAAAAGGCCUAUGUCCUCCACGUCGCACUGCCCGGUGCUAAGAAGGAAGACAUCGGUGUCAACUGGGAUGCUGACCGCAGCCUGCUGAACAUUGCCGGUGUCGUCCACCGCCCUGGUGAUGAAGAGUUCCUGAACACACUCGCCACCGGCGAGAGAAAGGUCGGUCUGUUUGAGCGCAACGUGGCGCUCCCUCCCGAGGGAGUCGAGGAGCGUGACGAGAUUGACAGCUUUGGCAUCACGGCCAAGAUGGAGGAUGGUGUCCUGGUGAUCACGGUUCCCAAGGUUGAGCGGGAGUGGACCGAGAUUCGCAAGGUGGACAUUGAGUAA